GCCGCCGCCGCCGCCGCCGCCGCCGCCAGAGUCGACAACUCUUCAUUUCUCAUCAUUCAGCAUUUGCUUCUCCUUCCAAUCACCCCUCCCUCUCUCGCUCUCUAACCACCUCACUCUACCCUCGCCACCCAGGCAUCCUCUCACACACGCGCGCUACACCGCGUACAAAAAGCACCACUCCACACCGACUCGGUCCCCCCUCCACCACCCCCCUCCCCGUCGCCCCCUUCCUCCAUGCCGCUCCAAAUCCUCUCGCAUCGGCGGAACAAGUCGAGCGCCAACACGCCCGACUCGCAGUCGGCGCCCGCGUCCCCCGUCAUUGUCGUGAGCGAGGGCAGCACGCCCGUGCAGGGCAUUUUGCGGCAGCCGUCGGCGCCCAGCGUCGCCGACAGCGACAUGACGGGCUCGAGCACGUCCGCGUCGGCGUUCGGGCGCGCCAGCCUGCGCACCAACGGCCUCUCGUUCGGCCGCACCGACACGAGCGACUCGCGCUGGUCCGUCGAUGACCGCGACACGGCCUCGACCCCCAACACGUCGGUCUCUUCCUUUGGCGCCAUGUGUCCUUUGCCCGAGUCGGACGGCGUCAAGCUCAUCCCGUUCUUCAGCAUGACUGUCUCGUCGACGUCGACGCUGAGCUUCAUCGGUCUGCCUACGCGCUUCCGACCGCUCGUGCUCGACACGAUCAGACUCGCGUGGAAGCGCGGAAUCAAGAACUCGGGCCCCGUCGAGUACCAGGCCGACCUGAUGAAGUUCCAUAAAGCCAAGGGCUGCGACGGCGGCGUCUGGGAAGUCACCAUGAAGGACAGCUGCUGGAUGCCCCGCAGCGAGGACAAGGUCUCGUCCAAGCGUAUCAUUCUCUACCUGCUCACCGAGUUUUCGCGUAUCGGGUACCUCCUGGAGUCAAGUUUCCGCACAAGUGCAAAGGACUCUGGCAAGGACACGCUCACGUUCGCCCGAGCCGAGCCCGAUGCCGACCCCGUAUUCAUGGGUGUUGCAUUCUACUCGUCGGACAGAAUCUGGAUUAUCGAUGCUGAGGCCGAUGUCGGCCAGGCGCUCGAGGAGGGUAUCAAGGCACACUGGGUCGACGGUGUGCGCGACGCCCGUGUCCGCGAGCGGCAUUGUCGCGAGCUGCGCCUGCGCGGCAGCCCUUGGGUCGCACACCACGCCAUGGGUCUCAUCAGCGCGCGCAGCAUCAUCCUCUCGAUCAUGAAGAACAUUACACAUACGUCGCGCGGGUACACGUUCGUUGGCAGCGUCAACAUUGCCGACCUCGACGAGGGCGAGAUGCCGCUCCUCAUCUUCCGCAAGCUGACCACGACCGAGCGCAACAGCGGCAUGUUCGGAUGGGGUGACCCCAACGCUACGGUCCCUGCGUUCCAGCCCAUCAGCAAGGCCGCGGCUGCCAGCAUGGCCAAGUGAGGACUUUGUGUGACGGCUCGCCCCAGAGGCGCUCCCGUCUGUGCCUAGUAUAUAGUAGGCGCUGCCAGUGACAGCGUUAGAUUGUGACGAGAUAUGUAGAUUGUGACUGUGCCAACUGACACG
Molecule: messenger RNA, 1542 nt
Organism: Vanrija pseudolonga
Lineage: Eukaryota; Fungi; Basidiomycota; Tremellomycetes; Trichosporonales; Trichosporonaceae
Exons: 4
Coding region: 235-1419 (394 amino acids)
Source: RefSeq, a predicted model, not a curated record